Scutellospora calospora is the source of this 157-nucleotide messenger RNA. Lineage: Eukaryota; Fungi; Glomeromycota; Glomeromycetes; Diversisporales; Gigasporaceae. The record is from the annotation of a GenBank genome assembly.
AUGCAAAGUUUAAUUAAUGAACCAUUAAUUAGCUCACCAGCUAAUUUUUCUGAUUUACCAUUUCUACUUCAACAAAUACUUCCAACAAAUUAUACAUACCAAAUUGAGAAUUAUAUCGAACUUGAACCAAUACUUACUUCAGAAAAUAUAAUUAUUG